This is a messenger RNA of Thermochaetoides thermophila DSM 1495, 6177 nucleotides long. Its product is annotated as helicase-like protein. The transcript is spliced from 3 exons. The record is from RefSeq and is a predicted model, not a curated record. Lineage: Eukaryota; Fungi; Ascomycota; Sordariomycetes; Sordariales; Chaetomiaceae. Gene Ontology annotation, cellular component: nucleus. The coding region runs from base 1 to 6177 and encodes 2058 amino acids. Gene Ontology annotation, molecular function: ATP hydrolysis activity; ATP-dependent chromatin remodeler activity; ATP binding.
AUGCCUGGGGACGACAUAACCGAUCCCUUUUUAUGGGAUGUGGACCGAGUGGUUCAAGAGCUUUGCACUUCCAAUCGGUCAUGGAAGGCUCCGUCGGCGAAGAAGCUUCCUGACCCAGUCGCUCUUGAAGCCAAGCUUCGGGAGUGCGAAGUUGACGGCGAAGCUCUUCUCACUUACGGAGAAGAACUUGGCUUCCAUGAGCUUUGGCACUAUCUUGGCAUCAAUAAACUACCGCAUCAAUUGGGCCUCAAAGAUGCCAUUACUCAGUUCCAAAAGCGCAGCCAGAGGUACCGACAAUGGAAGGCUGAGCGUCGUACCGAAUCGGAAGGCGAGGAGGCUUCUGAUGAGGAGCCAACUUUGAAGGCCGAACUCAGCAGCGCCACAUCCCCGAAGGUCUCGAUAUCCGCGCCUCCUGCCAGCAGCUCGAAAGCAAUGAAUAAUAGUACUCUACAAAAUGCUUCAGAUCGUGCGGGUUUGAGCCCAGUUGAUAGGAGCGCACCGUUCUCCGAACCUGUGACAACGGAGCCACCUGCUAAGAAGAGGAGGAUUGCACCGAUUACCAUCUCGACCGAGCCGACUAGAACGUGCCCUGCGCCCAUUCCUACCCAGGGGGGCGUCCUCCUUAGCAAGAGUUCAUCGGCAAUCACCUUGGAGACCAACUUCCCGUUUCCCGGUACUUCAGGUCUUCCGGAUGAGAGUUUCAUUCUGGUUAACUCCCGGAACGCCAAUAACGCUGAUGACGACUUUAAUUUUCAGCACAUUGGCCUGAAGGUGCCUGGGUAUCGACGCAUCCAAGUCUACCGAAACUUCAAGCGGUUUCUUCUGUCUAACUCCCGUCCCGGGUUCCAAGCUAGGCAACUGUCAGAGGAUGUGGUACUGCCACCAUUCGGAGAGUCUGAUGACGAUCAAAGCGUUGACACAGAGACUUGGGAGGAGUACUUGAAAGAGGAGGAAGAGCGUAAAAGGAGACGGGAGCGUCUUGCCAAGGAUGAACACACUCUCAGUCAGGACCAGGUCCGUGAUUGUAUCAACCAGGUUCUCCAGGAGCUUGAGGCUCGCUGGCAGGAAGAAAAGAAGCCCAAGUAUGAGCUUAAGGCUCGGAAGAUUUGGCAGGAUGCUCGCCGAAAUCCCAAGCGCCGCGAGUUCCUGAAGCACCUCAAAUCAGAGGUUGAGCGCCUCGAGUCGCGGCUUCAGCGUCUGAUCAAAGAAAUUCUGCUCCAGCAGUGGAAGGUUCAGGAAAACGUCCAUCAAAAGUUUGCAGAUUACCUUGAGGUGACCUUGUUUGAGAAACUCCAUCUCGCUUGGAAGAUUGAAGUAAUUGAGAGCCUAAGGGCUCCUCCGAAGCCGCUGCCUCUUCCAAGGUCAUUUCGCAAGCCGAAGCAGGAAAAGAUCGUCGUGGACGAUGAAGAAGAGGAAAUUCUGUCGAGUGACUCCGAUAUGGACCACUUCAUCGAGUAUGACGAGGAUGGAGAGUUUCCUCCUACAGAGGAUAUGAAGUCACUUGCGACGGAGAUGGAUAUCGACUCGCCCCCCCCUCUAGACCACGGCCCUGUUUCGAUAAGCCCGAACUUGGAGGACUCAGCCAUUGUCGAAGCUCCCGUCAAGGAGGAUGCUCAGCCGAGACCUGCACCGGCCACAUCGCUAUCUCCCGAAAGAAAAAUUGUCGAGGUUCCUCCUUCAGCGCAGGCGACACCGACUAAGGUCAAAGCCGGAAAAGUCCAAGCUCCAGUAACACCGAAGAACUUGGUACCCACUCAGGCUGAGGUCAUCGAGAUUUCGUCGUCCGCAUCUCCGGAGAAGUCUCGCAACCUUGGAGAGCUCCCCGGUUUCACCGACCUCGAAAGCCUCAAGAAAAUCGGAGAAAUGGGUUACGAAGUCUGGGAGGGUAACAAUGACGCCGAUCGCCUUGUCGUCGCUAUCUUAAACAAUGCGUGGUCAUCAGAACAGCGUACCGCCCUCGCGAAAGCUGUAGUUGGCCAGGAUAGCGAUCAGGUUUGGCAAGAGUUUAUGGAACCCUUCGUUACGAAACUUGGCGUUUCGUCGCAUCCUUCCUCUUCGCAGUCGGCCCCGAGCUCUCUAGUCCUUGAACUAGCCAAACUGUUUGAUGCUUACAUCAGCGUCACAGCAAAACGGAUCCCCAAGCCGAACAUGCGCAGCAUUACGCUCGCGAGAAUGCAGCGAGAGGUCGAGAAGUUUGCUAAUUUUUGUGUUCUUCUCAACAAAGUUCUUCCCCUUUUUACACAGAUCUUUGCACGGACGCCGACGAAGAACAUUAGGAUCGUCGUCAAAUCGCCAGCCGGAAAGACCCCCAACAAAGAGGCGACCACAAACAUUGAAGAUCCAAUCGCAGCCGCAGAGGCAGAGAUCAAGGAGCUCGAAGCAGAAGCAGAGGAAGAAUCGUCAAUUAAGAAACGGCGGCGCCCCAAGCGCCGCGAUCAGGCUGCGGAAGAUCUUCGCAAGAGGACUUUCCUCCAUGAAGAAGAGCUCUCUCAGCGAGCCAAGCAAUUGCGCGAGAAACUGGCUCAGUCUGGCGAGGUCCCCAGCGACAAAUCUCGCCUUAUCGUUAACGAGUCCAAAGAGUCUGACGAGCAGGCUUUGAUCUACAUUAAUGACCAUAUUGGCUCCAAGAUCAAAGACCACCAGAUUGAAGGCGUCCGCUUUAUGUGGAAUCAAGUCGUCCUCAAUUCGAGUGUCCGCCAGGGCUGCCUGUUGGCACAUACUAUGGGCCUGGGCAAGACUAUGCAGGUCAUCACCCUGCUCGUCGUCAUCGCAGAAUCGGCCAACUCACCAGAUGAGUCGAUUCGCUCGCAGAUUCCCGAAGACUUGCGAGAGUCCAAGACGCUGAUCCUUUGUCCGCCUGGCUUGGUUGAUAACUGGUGCGACGAGAUUAAGAUGUGGGCUCCGAACGAUAUUCUGGGACCUGUUCGCAAGGUUGAGUCCAGGCUUUCGGUUAACGAGCGGCAGAGGACUGUGAAGGCUUGGGCUGAAAACGGCGGCGUCCUCGUCAUGGGUUACGCGAUGUUUACCCUAAUGAUGGAUAUCAAGGAAGACGAUAAGGACAAAGACGCCAAGCAAGAGGUUGCCGAUCUUUUGCGGGAUACUCCUAAUAUGGUUGUUUGCGACGAAGCCCAUUACAUCAAGAAUUCCAGCUCUCAGCGCAGUCAAGCAGCGUCGAACUUUAGGACGAUGAGCCGCAUCGCGAUGACUGGCUCACCCUUGACAAACAAUGUCGACGAUUACUAUGCGAUGAUCAACUGGGUGGCUCCUAACUACCUUGGCGAUUCGAGGGAGUUCCAGGACCGGUUCUCAAUCCCGAUCAAGGAAGGUCUCUACGCCGACAGCAGUGAUGCUCAGAAGAGAAAAGCCAGGAAGAUGCUCCAGGUUUUGAAGAAGACAGUGGAGCCCAAAGUCCACAGGAGAGAUAUCGAAGUCAUUCGCAACGAACUCCCUACCAAAAAGGAGUUCAUCAUUACUCUGCCACUCACCGCAGUCCAGAUGAAACUCUACGAAGAAUACCUUGGCUGGGUUGUGCAUGCUGAUUUCUCGGACACAAUGAAAGGCAACGUCCUCGCAAAGGCUUGGAGCCUCGUGGCGAGACUGAGCCUGAUUCUGGCCCACCCAUUCGUCUUCAAAACCUGGUUGGAAGAGCAGAAGAAGAAGGCGAGCGAUAAGUUGAAACAGAACGAGAAGGUUGGUGAUUCCUCCAGAGGGGAUGAUGAAGACGAAGAGAAGGCAUUAAUUGUGCCCGAACCUCCGAGCGAAGUCUUGAGCAACAUGCUCGCAAAGGUAGCGAUCCGCGAUAUUGAGGACUAUGACAAAUCCAACAAAAUCCUGGUGCUUCUUCGGAUCCUGGACGAAUGCAAGAAAGUGGGCGACAAGGUGCUUGUCUUCUCUCAGAGCAUUCCUACGCUCGACUUCAUCGAAAACAUUAUGAAGAGGAAGAAGAUUGAAUUCCAGCGGCUUGAUGGGAGCACCGACCGUUCCAAGCGACAGGAAAAUGUCAAAAGGUUUAACACCGACCCGAACUCUAUGGUGUACUUGAUUUCGACUAGAGCAGGGGGUGAAGGCCUCAAUAUUUACGGCGCCAAUCGGGUGGUAAUCUUCGACUUCAAGUACACUCCCGCCAACGAGCAACAGGCCAUCGGCCGCGCGUACCGACUGGGCCAGACAAAGCCAGUAUACGUUUACUGGCUAACAAUCGGUGGAACCUUCGAGGACAUUAUUCAUAACAACGCGAUUUUCAAGUCGCAGCUGGCACAACGGGUCGUGGAUGACAAAAAUCCUGAUCCUCGGAGCAAUCGAAACACCAGGGCGUACUUUGCGCCGCCCAAGGUUCCCGAGCAGGAAGAUCUAUCCGGCGCGUUGGGGCACGACUUGGUGCUGGACGCUAUCCUCAAGGAUGAGGUAGUUGGCCAUUUGGUCAAGAAGGUUACGUCUACGGAGACGUUCGAAAAGGAGGAGACGUACGAGCUGUCGGCUGAAGAUCAGCAGGAGGUGGAACAAAGCGUCCGCAUGGAACGGCUGAGGAUCGAGAAUCCUGAAGAGUGGAAGCGCCUCGAACAUGAACGACUCUGGCAGGCGAGGAUCAACCUAGGCAUGGUGCCGCCGCCUUUCAGGCAACAGGCUUCAGCUACCGCAAGUGGUGAGUCUAACAGCAAGUCCAGCAAGCAAUCUACCAGCAAAGGCAAUCAAGGCAAAUUCAAGGUUAGGAUCCAAGUACCUGAUCACCUGCGGGAGAAACGACUGCCUCAAGCGAGGCAGAGUUUUCAGUCGCCCUCCCGCAAUCCAGCGCAAGUGCGACAAGGCUCCCCUCUAGGCGCUCCGACGGUGGCAACUCAAGCCAGCAGCGUCGGACACGCGAACACAUUAGGGUGCUUGCCGGUGCCAAACUUAGCGGUUGCGAAUGCAGUCAUCGCACACCAGCAGCAAGAGAUUCCGUUAAAUGAGCUUCCCUUGGUCCAGUCAACGUCGUUCAACGAGACAUUUGGUCAGCAGGAGUUCAUGAUGCAGCAGCAAAAAUUUGUGCACCAACAAUUCAACCAACUAACUGUUCCCAGCUACUCAACCAGCAACUACGCCACUCCCAUGGUCUACGACGUUCGUCCAUGUGGGCGCCGGCCCAUCAGCGCUCCCAGCUCUCUCGGUGACUUCGGGGCUGUCUCCUCCUCUCGGUACUACAACCCCCCUGUCCGGGGCACCAGCGUUCCCCCCGCCGGUCAGCAACACCACGUCGGUCAACCCGCCGCUGAGCAACAACAUUCCACCAGCAAUUCUUCCGCCGCCGAACCCUUUCCUGACGCCCGUCGUGUCGGGCCCAGCGACUCAAAUGUUGCUUUGGGUCAACAAUCCCUGCAGCCUAUUCUUGCUGCAGGGACUCAUUACAAGGGCUCACCCAUCUCCCCUCCGUCGGCCAUUAGCACUGCUGCCCAGAAUGCUUCCUCGCCCCAGCCGCAGUGGCGGUUCGACUACGAGCCGCUUAUCAGGGUUCACAAAACAGUCUUCCGAGAAGGUCGGCAUGUUCGUUGCACUCCUGAAGGCCUCAUCAACAGAAUCGUCCACAUGCUUAGCCUGAGAAACACGGGACAGCUGCCUUUCUUGGACAAGCUUCAAUGCCUGGGGGCAGCAUCGCGCGAACCUCGAUUUGCAGAGGCCAUGCUCUCUGGAUACUUCGACGUUUCCCACCUGGUCGAGAUGACACGGGCCGAGACCAAUCAAAUGAUUGAUUACCUCAAGGCACUGCCUGAGGGAGCCUUCAAGAACCUCAUCUGGACUUCACAGUUCAACAUCAAAUUACUUCGCAACCAUGUUGAGUCCUCGGGUGCGAUCGCCGGUAGUGGACCGAACUCGUCACCAAGGCAACAAGACCAUCGUCGUCGGGAGAGUUUCAGCAGGGGCAGCCAGCGCGCGUUGCUUCGGUUCAUUGGGGAUGACUCUGAGUCACAAUCGCAGCGCCAGUCACAACCACAACCCCAGCAGUCAUCGUCGUUUGUGUUGUCUUCGCAGCAGAUUUCUCGAGUGCAACAACGCCUUCGCCAGUCGGUCACGUCUCAGUCGCAACCGCUGCCUAAGAAGCUUCCGUCGACGCCGACACCGUUCUCUGCUACAAAUACGUCAGCUAAGGCGGUGCGACCUGGCGAUUCAGCCGAUGAGCCACAAGUCAUAUCUGACAGUGAUUGA